Impatiens glandulifera is the source of this 489-nucleotide messenger RNA. Its product is annotated as protodermal factor 1-like. The coding region runs from base 1 to 489 and encodes 162 amino acids. The record is from RefSeq and is a predicted model, not a curated record. NCBI's taxonomy places the organism in Eukaryota, Viridiplantae, Streptophyta, Magnoliopsida, Ericales, Balsaminaceae. The transcript is spliced from 2 exons.
AUGAAUGCAUCGCGAUCGCGUCCUCCAUUGGAGAUUUUCUGCUAUACAGACACCACACACACCGUGGACACCCCUUACCCUGCUGAAGCCGCCUACCCUGCCCACGCCGCCUACUCCGCCUACUCCGCCAACUCCGCCUACUCCGCCAACUCCGCCUACUCCGCCAACGCCGCCUACGCCGCCAACUCCGCCUACGCCCCAUACACCUCACACACCCCAUACUCCGCCUACGCCCCAUACACCUCACACCCCACACACCCCACACACCCCACACACCCCACACACCCCACACACCCCACACACCCCACACCCCCACACACCCCAUACACCCCACACACCCCAUACACCGUGGAGACCCCGUACCCUGCCGAAGCCGCCUACCCUGCCGACGCCGCCUACGCCGCCAACGCCCCCUACGCCGCCUACACCGCCUACCCCCUACGCCGCCUACACCCCUACGCCGCCCACUCCCCCUACGCCGCCUACUAA